UGGAUAUUAAUUAAUGUACAGAAACGGAAAUUGUGAAAAUUUAUCCUUUUGAAAGAAUGAGUCUUAAUCUUUUCAAUUGUGUUUUAAUUAUAUCAACAAUUAACUUCUCAUCUGGUUGCGAGUGUGGCCUUGAAGGUUCAAUCAGCCGAAUCUACAGAGGUCAAAAGACUCGACCCCAUAAAUAUCCUUGGUUAGCACAAAUUCAUUCAUAUGCAAAUCGUGGUGAUAAAAAAUUUUAUUUUUGCGGUGGCUCAUUGAUUGAUGACCAACACAUUAUUACUGCAGCUCAAUGUUUGAGCAAAACAACCGACGGGAAGAAAACUUUGACCCUGUUUGAUCCUAAAAACAUUCAUGUUUAUCUUGGUUUAUAUGCAUUCAACACGACAAACACUAGACCAGAAUCAGUUUCUAGUAUUUGGGUUCACCCAAAAUUCAACGGGUUUCAUCUUUCAAACGAUAUCGCCAUCUUAACUCUCUCAAGACCAGUUAAAUUUACUCAGGAAAUUUUCCCUAUAUGUUUACCAAACGAUGAAAUAGAUUUGGAUAAUCUUGUUAUUACAGGGUGGGGAGACACUUCGCCAAAGGGUAAUGUAAGUGAAUUUCCACAGGAAGUUGAUGUUUCAUGUUUGACCACCAAAGAUUGCCUGAGACAACAAAGUAUAUUCUUUAUGAGUAAAUUAAAUUUGGACCCGAUAAUAAGAGAGAUAAUAGACUAUUCCAUAAUUAGAGAAACUCAUAUUUGUGCCAUCAAUAUGAGAACCCAGGGAGGUGCUUGUUCAGGUGAUUCUGGUGGUCCUUUGAUGCAUAAGGCCAAAGGCUUAUACUAUCUUGUUGGUCUUUUCUCUAGCUCAUGGGAACCAUGUGGUCCAAGUGUAACAUCCGCUGGUCUUUACACGCGAAUUGAUCUCUAUCGAGAAAUCAUCAAGAAAUGUGGCCUCGAAGGUUCAAUCAGCCGAAUCUACAGAGGUCAAAAGACUCGACCCCAUAAAUAUCCUUGGUUAACCAAAAUUCAUUUAUAUUCAGAUAUUAGUAGUGAUUACAAUGGUUUUUGUGGUGGUUCUUUGAUUGAUGAUCAGCACGUCAUCACUGCAGCUCAUUGUGUAACCAUCUACCAAAAGGAAACGCUCAAUAAUCCUAAUAACAUCUAUGUUUACCUUGGUUUAUCUAAAACUGACACUUUUAACUCGAUACCAAAAUUAGUUUCAAAAAUUUGGGUUCAUCCUAAAUAUAAACAGUCAAGUCUUUUGAACGAUAUCGCCAUCUUAACCCUCUCAAGACCAGUUAAAUUUACUCAGCAAAUUUUCCCGAUAUGUUUACCGAACUGUAAAAUAGAUUUGGACCAUCUCGUUACUUCAGGGUGGGGAUUAACUUCGCCAAAUGGUACACGAAGUGAAUUUCUACAGGAAGUUGAUGUUUCAUAUUUGAACAUCGAAGAGUGUCAAAGACGACAGGGUGAAUUCUUUCCGAAUGAUUCGGUAAUAAGAGAGACAACAGACUAUUACGAAAUUUGGGAAACUCAUAUUUGUGCCAUCAAUCUGAGAACCCAGGGAGGUGCUUGUUCAGGUGAUUCUGGUGGUCCUUUGAUGCAUAAGGCCAAAGGCUUAUACUAUCUUGUUGGGCUUGUUUCUGGUUCAUGGGAACCAUGUGGUCCAAGUGUAACUUCCGCUGGUCUUUACACGCGAAUUGAUCUCUAUCGAGAUAUCAUCAAGAGUAUCGCUCAAAAUUCAUGUUGGAAAGAUUAAAUAGAUAGAUAUCAUUAAAUCUUAGUUGAUUGUUAACCAAACAUCAAAUGAUCAAAAUCUGAUGCUCUAUUAUUUGUCGUCUCAUUGGAAAGGAAAAGUGAGAGACUUGUCAAUCUGUUUAACUAACAAACUAUUUCAUUUGUUGCCAGAUAAACGAGAAUUCAAAUAGCCUAAAUAAUAAAUUGUACCAUCGUCACGAUUAGUUGGUUGAUGAAGUUUUCGGCUUUUGGUAUUUGAUUGGAUUCGAUUUGAUCUUUUUAUUUGUUUGACUGGACUCAGCAAGUUAGAAACUUUACCUAGAUGACCAAAUAUUGAGAAUCCAAACCAUAAGCCAAGAAUACUUCCCACAAAUAUAAUAUAUUCACUCACUGAAAGUGCGGCAAAUGAACGUAAAUAUGUAACUGGCUCUGUGGGAACUUCGAGGAAAAUUGUUCCCCAAGAACCGUAUACAUUUCCAGGAUAAGAUUUGGUGCUAAUAGAGUAGGUCACUCGCUUACACUGAGCAGUAACAAGUUUAGAGGCACAUUGAAAUGCUGCAAAUUGAAGUAACUUGUUAGAAUCAUCCGAUCCAGUGAAAUUAAAACUCAUUG
Panonychus citri (citrus red mite) is the source of this 2332-nucleotide messenger RNA. Its product is annotated as serine protease 40-like. The transcript has 7 exons. The coding region runs from base 57 to 1742 and encodes 561 amino acids. NCBI's taxonomy places the organism in Eukaryota, Metazoa, Arthropoda, Arachnida, Trombidiformes, Tetranychidae. The record is from RefSeq and is a predicted model, not a curated record. Gene Ontology annotation, biological process: proteolysis. Gene Ontology annotation, molecular function: serine-type endopeptidase activity.